Molecule: messenger RNA, 5431 nt
Organism: Closterium sp. NIES-67
Lineage: Eukaryota; Viridiplantae; Streptophyta; Zygnematophyceae; Desmidiales; Closteriaceae
Source: the annotation of a GenBank genome assembly
AAAUGUAUGCUCGCAAAACGAUUGCGUAGCAUUCGCGCAAAUGCUUUGCAAACGUUUUGCGAACAUGUGGGUGAAAAUUCAUGGCGGACUUAGAUUAGAACACUUGGCGAAUGCUUUGACAACAUUUCCCGAAACACUUUUUGGUUCACGACAGCGAAUGCUUAGAGGUGUCUUUUCGGUAAUCUCCGUGGUUCGUUUACAAAUGCAUGGCGGCGUUCUUUCUACAACUUUUGCAGUAAACAUGUAAAUGCAUAGAGAAGUUUAUGCUCACCAUUUUUAGUAUUCAGCAUGAUUUGUUGCAAACGUUUGGCGGUGUUUUUCAUGGAUCCGUUUUUGCAGGCUGCAGUACCCUUUUGGGCAUGGUUCAGUACAAUUAGGGCAUGCCUCGUUUGGAUUUACUUAAAAUGCAACAAGCAAAUUAUUUGAUAUAUUAAAAAAAACAUCUACACUACACGCACACACGAUGGACGGAUGGAUGGGGCAUGCGCGUGAGAAGGGGAGUGCACGAGAGCGGAUGCUCUCCAUUCCGCUCUGCCCCCUCCACCUUCCCACACACACUACUAGCCAUGCCUCUCUGCACGAGUCACGCCGCACCGCUGCUGCGCCAAGCACACACGUGGCAAGCACACACAUGGCAAGCACAGCUCCAGGGGCGAGGGGGAGAAAGAGCAGCUGGGACGAGCGAAAAGGGAGAGAGGGCACGAAAGGGGGAUCGAGACGGGCAUAGACGGAACGAGUACAGGAGAGAGGAAAAGGACAGUGGCGAGAAGCGAAACAAGGGAAGAGAUGUUUCACCACCGUGCUCGCAUCUGCUGGCGUCCGCGCACUUGGUGGCCGCCUCCAUGCGCGCAUCUAGUGUGGCUGGCUUCGUCACGUCGCGAAGUGGCGAUAGUUUUUUUGGGUAUUUUUCGACGGGCUGCCCCCGAAAUUUCAGCCGAGCGUUUAGCGUUUAUACGCUCGUAUAGCGUAUAGCGUAUAUACGUAGCGUAUAUACGACGAACGCCGAGGAUUUCGAGCGUUUAGUGCAACUUAGAUUUGGCGCAGCAAGCUCUCGCUGACGGCAACAGGACAAGUUCUGCCAUCGGGUUUGGCCAAGGCUAGGAGGCGGGCAGGCCAUGAGAGGGUGUGAGGGGGUUGGCGAUUGCUGUUAGUAGGCGCCCUGGGAGGAAAGUAUUGAUAAGUGCGUGGACGUGAGUGCUGACUGAGGAGUUCGUAAAAGCAGCACCUCAGAGGUGCUCAAAACAUGGUGAGUGCGAAAACGGUCGAAGUUCGGUCUGAGUUUUGGGGGAAAGCAGGGGUUGGCGACUGCCGCAACUCUCGGAUGUAUCCCGCGAGCUCCUUGGCUGGGAUUGCCGCGCCAGGUCCAGCUCCGCUCUGGAUUGAGAGAUUCGGCUCAGCAGCUUGUCUACCGGCCAGGCUCCUUGGUUUGAGAGAUUCGGCUGCUGCCCCAGAGUUCCGCAGCGGUUCCUCCUCCUCUGCAACACCUGAGCCCUACGUGCUGGGCCUCGACUAUCGGGAAAAAAACAUAUGUAGUAUCCCACUGCUCUUGCUCGUCAGAUUCUUCCAAAACCUGUCUUGAGCUCUUAAAGCUCGAUUAGCAUCUCCCUGAAAUUAAUUCACAGCCCCGCCUUGAAGAUCAACUGUGGGGUGUCAUCCGCACCAGCUUGCUGCCAGUUGGGCUGCCGGUUGGGCUGCCGCCACCCUUCAUUCCUGUUGUUGUUCAUUACCCUUUGUUUUCCUCUUAUGCUUUCUCCUCCCCCAGUUACCCAUAUUUACACACCUUGAAGCAGGCAAAGAAGGCCGCUCUCUUCACUUCACCUAUCCCAAUCUUUCCUCGUCUAUUGUCUGUGCACAUUCCAAGGUCAAUGCCCUUUUUCGUGCUGUUUGUUAUUGCAUGUCGGAUUCGUGCUCAUCAGACGUAUUGAUCAUUGUCAGCUCACUGAUUCAAUUCCCGCUGCUAUCGGCUCUUUAAAGAACCUUCUCUCUCUCUACCUUGGAGGCAAUCGGUUCAAUGGCUCCAUCCCUGCGACCAUCAGCUCAUUAACAGCAUUGGAAACACUAACAUUGGACGGCAACCAACUCAUCGGCUCUAUUUCUUUCUUUUCUUCGCUCACAAGUUUGACAUAUUUGGCUCUCAACAAUAAUCAGCUCAGUGGGUCUAUUCCGUCCGGCACAGAUACUCGCUUAGUCCACCUACAAUUCCUUGAUCUCUCUCACAACUACCUCACAGGCCCCCUUGUGAAACUCCGGGGUUUCGAAGUGGACGUUUCCAACAACUACUUGUCAGGUGUUCUGAGUGGACCAGUCUGCAAUGAAUAUAAUCUCGGAGCCAACUGCUUCACAGUGUACAACAGCUGUAGCAAGUGGGCUCAGCGGCCUGCAGCACAGUGUGCGGCGUUCUGCGGCAUCAACAGUACUACUGCUGCCUGUGGUGGUCUUGCCACCUGCUAUCCAGACGGGCCUAGCUUGGUGCCGACGUGCGAGUGUCAACCAGGAUUUGCACAGUUUGGAGGAUUCAACUGCGGUGCAGAAGGCUGGGUCAAAAGCCUCCAAAUCAGUGGGCCUAUUCGCCCCCCUUUCACUAUACUCACCAAGGGGACGCUACAAGAAACAGCAAAGAGUUUCAUGGAGAAGCCUGUGACCCUGUUUGCUUACCCAAGUGGCGUGAGCUCGGGAUGCGGUGUGGAGCUGGCUUUCAGUGUCAACUUCACCUUCCUCCUUAUGCCCCAGUCUGGUACUGCCGGGUCCAAUGGCUUUGCGUUUGUAAUUGCAGAAAGGGCCAAGGUGGGGAAUCCUGAUGGUGUGGGGUAUGGUGGAAUGGGUACUCGGAGUAUAGCCGUAGAAUUUGACACACUUUAUAAUGACGCGCACGGCGAUAUGAGCAAGCAGCAUGUGGGUCUGAAUAUCAAUGGCACAGAUAAGUCGUUGAUCACGGUGGAAUCGCCUUUCACCCUAAGUGAUGGCAAUGCAUACACCGCAUGGGUGGACUAUGAGCCUGGGGAUCCUGGCAACAUUGAGGUGUACCUGGCUGAUUCCAAGACGAAGCCAAGGGGGCCGCUGCUGCGAACAGAUCUGUCGCUGUGUGCCGUGCUGGGGGCUGGUGUGAAGCAGCGGGCGUUCUUCUUUGGCUUCGUGGCAUCCACCACAGUGAAGCCCUUCCAGCUGCAUGGCAUCGCCUACUCUGCCAUGCAAACAGGCAUUUCUUCACUCAAGAAAGUCCACAUCAGAUACCAAGCCCGUGGCUUCAAUUUAUCAGUGGCCACAUUUGCGCCACCUCGAGGCAGCCCUUUUUUGCGCUAUGUGAGCUCCAACUACAUCAUGACGGACAGCGAAGAGGACUCCUGGGGCCUUGGCGAUCUGCACUCGUGGAACGCCCUGGACUUCCUCGGCUGGCCUGUCAAGGAUCAGAUUGAUUGCAAUGCCUGAUGGGCGUAUGCGGUGGUGGCAAGCGUGGAGGCAGCAUACGGAAUCGCAAAGGACCAGAUCGCUCCUCAGCUGUCAGUGGAGUCACUCUUUGCAGCCAUGGGGCUGACCGACACAAACAAGUGCACCGUUGGAGGUUCCCCCGCCGAGGUUUUUGAGAAGCUGGUCACUCUUGAUGGCAGCAGGGGACUCAUAGAAUUCAAGAAUUGGGGGGCAAGAACGUAUCCGGUGCAGGCAUUUGAGCGCACACAGUUCAAGGGGUAUGUGGGGCUCAUGCUGGCGGUGCGGCGCCAGCCAGUGGUGGUUCACAUCGAGGCUUCUGCUGGCACCUUCGUCGCCUAUGAUGGGGUUUUCAAGUAUCAGGAUCCUGGUUGCUACACCGGCAACUUGAACCACGUUGUGCUCGUUGUCGGCUACUUCAUCAAUAGAGACGACGGCAGCCAGAAACGCAUUGCUCCUCCAUUUUGGAUGAUCCGCAACUCGUGGGGAGAGGAGUGGGGCGACGGGGGCCACAUGCGCAUGGACAUUCAGGGAGGGGAUGGCGUGUGUGGCAUCAACGUGCUGCCUGGCAUCUACCCCGUUGUCAAGAUUCCAGGGGACCCCUGCAGCCAAAGCAGUCACAGGGUGGAUCAGGAUAGUUACGGCAUGAACCCGUGCGGCCGGUUCCCAUGCAAGGCGAUUGGGGAAAGCAACAGCUGCAACUGCACUAUUCCGGGAAAAAGGAGGCAACCUUUUGUUGAAGUUCGGAAUGGAAAUGGCUCCACAUGUGCUUAUGAACCCCUGCUAUGUGGGUACAUGCAUCAACGAUGGCAAAGGCACCUAUUCCUGCAUUUGUCCUCCCAACCACAUUGAAGGCAAAACGGUUGACAACUUCCCCACCUGUGAUCCAGCUAAUGUCACAACCACCAGAAUGACCGUCAGUGGAGACAACUGGUGGUGUGAGGAUGUUUAUCCACUUGUUGGCCUCUCGUCAGGACAAUUCACAAGCCGAAAUCAGGCCAUUAAUUGCAACCAGCCAUUGCUCAAGGGCAGUGUCCUUCAGCUGGGUGGUACUCUCGCCACACCCUGCACUGCCUUCUUCUACACCCUUAAGGGAGACACCUGUUCAUCCAUCAGCGAGUUGGCCCUCUCCAAUGAGGGCGUUCUUACCGCUCUCAACCCCGGUCUUGACUGCUCCAAGCCCAUCAAGGCGGGCCGCUCGGUUUGCCUCGAGCACAAUGCUGACUUUGCCUUCACUGUCCCCGAGUGUCUGCGAUAUGGCAUGCUGACGCCUGAAGACACGUGUGCUUGGCUGCUUCAGAAGAACGCCAGGCCGGGUGAACCUGUCACUGGAGAUUCCUGGGCUGAGCUGUACCGCAACAAUCCUGGUCUCACUUGCUCCACCAUUAUCCCUUCGUCUGUCUCUGUUGUUGGCAGGAAGAUUGGAGUGCAGAUCUGCCUCAGGGCAGAGUAUUGGUCGUUCCAACUGGGCAGGUGCAGAAAGGGCAGGCUUAAGUCAGUCCCACAGUCAAUGGCAUGCUCAGCUGCUUACCGCUUCUACGGUGGAGCUACAACUACGGCUGUCGCAAUGUUCAACGAAUAUAAUGUCAAGUCUUGCUCUGGGGUUGUAGGAUCCAAGUACAUUUGCGUUCCUUGAUCAUUCUGUGGGCUUAGUUCUGAGUGCUUGGCCGAGCUACUGUGAGCUCUGCUGGAACCAGCAGUGGGUAUGUCUGUACAGCUUGUGAGUGACUGCGCAGGCAGCAGGAUGGGCCGAUGCUGCACCAGACACACAUCUCGAGCACUUGGUCAGCUGUUGGGGGGUAUGCGAGUGCUUCUCGCCCAUGGCAGGAAGCAGUGUAACAGAUGUUGGGGUUAGGUGCCUAAACUAACGACUCAACCUGAUGCCUGAUAUAUGGUUGCGAGUGUCUCUUGCCAUCAUAGUGAAGCACUGCCCCCCUCCGAGCACUGUGCAACUAUGCGUCCCUUGCGCAUGGUCGGAAUGGACCAAAUGUUGUGACAGGCAUGAUUU